AUGACGGUCCCACAACACGAUCAAGGCGAUGCCCAGCAGCACGAGCGGAACUCGAAGAAAAGGUGGGGUGGUGGCCGAGCAUUUCAGGCGCCAGACUGCCGUCCACGGCAGAGGAACGAACGGUGCAACCUCGCAGAACGGAGAGAGCGCAGUAUGUUCGCAGACGGCGUGGAUAUCGUUCGGGGCUGGCGGAAAACAAUCGGCCGAACGAGUCCGAUUCAGAACGCGUCUCGAGCCAGAGCUAUUGACAGAGCCAGAACUUCGCGCAUCCUUUCUCCCGUUGCGGUCGAGCAAUCCGAUGACGAAGAUAGCGCAUCUCCGAGCUUUUGA
This is a messenger RNA of Parastagonospora nodorum SN15, 330 nucleotides long. RefSeq lists its product as hypothetical. The record is from RefSeq and is a predicted model, not a curated record. The coding region runs from base 1 to 330 and encodes 109 amino acids. The transcript is spliced from 2 exons. Lineage: Eukaryota; Fungi; Ascomycota; Dothideomycetes; Pleosporales; Phaeosphaeriaceae.